Molecule: messenger RNA, 426 nt
Organism: Cooperia oncophora
Lineage: Eukaryota; Metazoa; Nematoda; Chromadorea; Rhabditida; Trichostrongylidae
Source: the annotation of a GenBank genome assembly
AUGUGCUUCGAUAAUGGUGUUCAUUAUUCGAUUGGUGACACCUUCCGUAACGGAUCAUUCCGAUUGACAUGUGGACGAGAUGGUAUUAUCAUUGAAGGGUGCUAUAUGCAAAAUUCUGCUGAGUAUUUGAUGGCCGGUGAGUCCAGAAUUGUUAACAGACAACGGCACGAGUGUGAAGUGCUCGGUGAUGGACGUGUGCGAUAUCAAGUAAAAGUGAUUGGAUGUGUCCGUGAUGGCCAGCAGUACAACAUUGCUCAAGUAUUCACUGAUAGGCAUGUCCGAUACCAGUGCAAAAACGAUGGAUCACUUGAUGUGCUAGGUUGUGUCGACGAGGGGCUUUUCCUUGAUCUCGGGCGAGAUCUCCUGAUGAACGGAAUGGUUCAUCGAUGUUACCAAGUCGGCAUGACGACGUUCUAUCACAAGUGA